Ectocarpus sp. CCAP 1310/34 is the source of this 408-nucleotide messenger RNA. Lineage: Eukaryota; Phaeophyceae; Ectocarpales; Ectocarpaceae. The record is from the annotation of a GenBank genome assembly.
AUGGAGGCCGAUCAAGCUGCCGCCGCACGAGCGCUAGCCCAGGCGGCUGCUCUCAGGGCGCGGGACGAAGCCGAGCAGUCGAAGCUCGGCGUUCCCCUCAGCAAUGAUCUGUUGAGAGAGUUUCGGCUUGUGCUGCUCAAGACCGGCGGCAAGGUCAUGAGCGCCCUUGCUCAGAAGACGUUCCAAGCCUUCCCGAUCGCAUACGCCGCGAUCACCUGCAAGCAGUCAGAACAGAUGGAUAAAGGUGAACGUGACGUGGUGUGUACGAAGACCCUCGUGGAGUUCGCCAUCCCGCAGUUCAUCGUGCUGGCGAAGGCUGCAGCGAAGAAGCUUGAGCUGCCGCUCCCGCUGGACAUCGAGGACAAGAUGUAUCUCACGUCGUUGGGCACAGAUAUGACGUACGUGUAG